Molecule: messenger RNA, 330 nt
Organism: Laccaria bicolor S238N-H82
Lineage: Eukaryota; Fungi; Basidiomycota; Agaricomycetes; Agaricales; Hydnangiaceae
Product: small secreted protein
Exons: 3
Coding region: 1-330 (109 amino acids)
Source: RefSeq, a predicted model, not a curated record
AUGAAGACUCUGUUUUUCAUCGCUCUCAUCGCCGUCGUUGCUCAUGCCACCCCAAUCAUUCGGAAUGACCGUAUCGAGUCGUUCCAAGCUCGUGAUCCAUUGGAUGGGCUUGCUCAUCGCAGUGAGACGGCUGUUUGCGAAAAUUGUGAUUUAGGUCCUCCUGAGCCAUACUGUCAUUCAUGUCCCGACACCGUCUUGGGAGGGUGUGUCACUACUCACAUGCGGACUUGUAACUACGAUCAUGCUGCGACCAGUGACAAGUCCUGUGGGAGGGGUUCUUGGGGUUGCGUUGCUAAAUGCUGUCCUGGCACUGGCAAAAAAUGCAACUAA